This is a messenger RNA of Felis catus (domestic cat), 2642 nucleotides long. RefSeq lists its product as uncharacterized. Gene Ontology annotation, molecular function: small GTPase binding; GTPase activator activity. Gene Ontology annotation, cellular component: perinuclear region of cytoplasm; cytosol; nucleus. Gene Ontology annotation, biological process: nucleocytoplasmic transport; activation of GTPase activity. The coding region runs from base 83 to 1387 and encodes 434 amino acids. Lineage: Eukaryota; Metazoa; Chordata; Mammalia; Carnivora; Felidae. The record is from RefSeq and is a predicted model, not a curated record. The transcript has 9 exons.
UAAGGUUUACUCCUUAGGAACAUGGGUCCUCAGAACUCUCCAGCUCAAACUGGUAGUGUCAUCCCCUCUGCUUCCUGCCUGAAUGAAGUCCAGAGCCUGCCUCCGGUACCCAGGCUAUGUUCAGUACUUCUGCCUUCCUCCUCCUACCUCCAAAUCUACUCAUCCCAGUCCUGCAGCAGGCCUGCCUUUUCUCAUACCACUUUACAUCUGGAAUAGCCAACCUGCCCCUCCCACUCUACGUCUGGAAAGCCCAGCUCAAAAGCACCAUUUUUGUCAUCAUUGCCCCUCUCCCCAGGUCUUUCUAAUUCCUUCCUUCGCAUUGCUUCUCUGGACUCCCCCACACACCUCCCUGCUCAUCCCAAAUUCAGGAGCUUCUCAGAGCCAUCGUUUUAUGUUUAUGCUUGUAAGACCUGAUGACUCCCCACCAAGCAUCCUGCCAAUUUCCUUAGAACCUUUGCUCAUGACAAUUCGAGAUGAGUGUUACCUGCUGGGGAAAGAGAUCUGUAUCUGGGGCCUUCAGCUGAGUAACCCAGAGAUUGCCAGACUGGCUUCACUUCUGGAAUUGAAGGGGCGCGCCACCUGCCCAUUUACCACCCUGGAACUCAUUGACUGCAGGAUGGAUCUGUGGUCUCUGCAGAGACUGGGCAGGGCUCUGCCAUGCAGCUAUUUGCAUUCUCUUGUCCUGGAUUACUGCAGAUUUGGAAAUGGAGAAAUUGAGAGUAUUUUCUCAGGCCUGGAGAACAACCAAAGGCUUCAAGUCCUCAGUCUGCGCUACUGUGGUCUGGGGCCACAAAGCGGUCAGCGGCUGGGCUCCAUCAUAUGCCAGAGCUCCAUUUGUGAGCUGCACCUUGAUGGCAAUUACUUACAGUGUUCUGGAGCCCUGGCUCUCCUCAGACCCAUAGCAGAGUACGCAGAGAUGCAGGGGGAAGACCAGCCAGACACCAGGAACUCCCCUCAGCAGCUGCAGGCCAAACAGAGGGCAAGUUCAACUUCGAACCGGAUUACAAAGCCAUCUGGUGCUGAAACAGGGAAAACUGCUUCAGGGAAGGAGAGGAGAAAAAAAGGAAUCAAAAAAAUUAAAGAUUCGGCUGGUCCUUGGUUAGUGAAAUUGUAUUUGGCAGAUAAUGGCAUAGAUGGAAAAGGAAAAGAAGGAGAAAAUGGCUUGUUGGAAUUCACGCAAAUUUUAACAUGCCUGAUCAAAUACUCUGCUCACUUAAGGGAAAUUGACCUUGGAAACAAUGUCCUGGGAGAAAUGGCUGCUACUGACAUACUUGAAGCAUUAAGAGCCAGAAAGACAGGAAGCUCCCAGAGAACACAUUUGAGCAAAAUGCGAAUAAACCACAAAGAUGAAGAAUCUAGAAUCCAGAAAUCAGGAGAACCAAUAUAGAAAAGUGGAAAAGAGAGUCCCAGGGGCACCUGACUGGUCCAAUUGGUUAAGUGACUCUUGAUUUUGGCUCAGGUCAUGAUCUCACCAUCUCACCAUUUGGUGCGUGAGACUGAGCCCUCAUUGGUCUCCACGCUAAUGGUGUAGAGCCUGCUUGGGAUUCUCUCUCUCUCUCUCUCUCUCUCUCUCUCUCUCUCUCUCUCUCUCUCUUCCUCUCCCCUACAUCCCUUUCUAUCUCUGUGCCCCUCCCCUGAGCUCUCUCUCAAGAUAAAUAAACUUAAAAGAAAAAAAAAAGAAAAAGAAAACAGAAUCCCAGAUGAUGGUUGAAGAUCAGAACUAGUACAAAUGGACAGAAAAAUAGAAGACUUUGGAAAGGAGGAAUACUGUGGUAAAAACUGAAUCGAGCUUUGGAAAUACUUAAGUAUUUUGCAAGAAAUACUAAUGGGUGUAUGAAAAAUAAAAGAAAUUGGGGGAAAUAUUUAGAAUUGGUACACAGGAAACUGUGCAAAUGAAAAAUUAACACUAUUAACUCAGAAGAAAGUUAUAUAAUUGGGGCACCUGACUGGCUCAGUCAGUAGAUCAUGUGAUUCUUGAUCUCAGAUUGUUCAAACUCCACAUUAGGUGUAAAGAUUACCUAAAAAUAAAAUCUUAAAAGUUUUAUGACUAAGAAAAAUACUGUGAACAAAAUAUAUAUGACCAUACCAGUCAAUACAACAAGUGUUGAUUUAACUAAAAAUUUUGAAAUAGAACUGUUGAGAGGUUUGGUGAGAAGACAGGGUAACAGUCAAUAUGUAAAAUGUUUAAUGGAAAUAUCAUAUAAUAUAAAAAGCACUUUCUUUGGAGUAAGGCAGUAAAUCUCACGAAAAACAGCUAAAUGAAUGAGUAUCAAGGAGGGCACUUGUGAUGAACACUGGGUGUUAUGUGUAAGUGAUAAAUCACCAGAUUCUGCUCUUGAAAUCAAUAUUCCUCUAUAUGUUAACUAACUAGAAUUUAAGUAAAAACGUGAAACCAAAAAAAAAAAAAUAAUACAAAAGAAAAAAACAACAGCUGAAUGAGUUAAAAGUGGUUUUCUUUGGAGGAAAAGCCUGAGGGAAGGGAAAGGGUCUGUUGUUUUUCAGUAUGAACUUUUUAGCCCUAUUUGAUUUUUUAGCUAUAUGUAUGCAUUACUUUGAUUACAUUUUUAGAGAAUUGAAAAGUGCAUAGCUUUUUAAAAAAAUCUUUUUCAAUGUUUAUUUUUGAGAGACAGAGAGAAAGAGAG